Lactuca sativa (garden lettuce) is the source of this 1302-nucleotide messenger RNA. The record is from RefSeq and is a predicted model, not a curated record. NCBI's taxonomy places the organism in Eukaryota, Viridiplantae, Streptophyta, Magnoliopsida, Asterales, Asteraceae.
AUGAGGAAUUUAGCAAAAGUUCUAACCAUUCUCCUACUCUUUUUCGUUUUUGCUACACCAUCGAUCGCUGAGAUCAAAUCCGUGAAGAUCCGAUCCAAUGACCGAGGUCAGAUCUUCUUUGAUUACUUCAAAUUCACAAAUACGGGUCACCUCUCCAUUGCGGUGUCGUCCCUGUCUGUCACCUCGCUGCCGGUCACCUCCAACAUAUCAAGACCUGAUCUUUCACGUUUUGGUUUUUUCCUUCUCUCGGAACAACUGGAAUAUCGAUUCUUCCGAGAGCAAAGAUGGUCGAAUAUAUCAUGCGCCCUCGAUUCCCAGUUUACCUCGCUCCUCUUUACUUUCCAAGAUCUCUCCUAUCCUCAUCAGUCUUCCUUCAACAAAUCCUACACCAUGACGUAUCCAAAUGCGUACUCACUCUAUUUCGCCAACUGCAACCCCUUAUCCCAUGUGACAAUGGACAUCCUUACAAAGUUUUACAACAUGCAUAAUGACACUACCAAAGAUUAUUUAUCAGCCGGGAUAACAAAGCUCCCCGGUCUUUACUACACUUUCUCAAUCAUUUAUGGGUGUUUUCUAUGGUUUUGGAUCAUUGUAUGCUGUUUGAACCAUAAAUCUUUCCACAUGGUUCAUUUUUUAAUGGUUGUAUUGCUUGAUUUGAAGGAGAUGAGCUUGAUCUGUGCGGGGGAGGUCCAAGAAUCUGUGAAGGUUACACGUACUCGUUCAUAUGAAUGGGAUAUCUUAUUUUACAUAUGUCAGUUUCUCACCUCUGCUUUUUUGUACACUGUGAUCCUUGUGAUCUUGGAUGGAUUGUCUUUCUUGAAGCCGAAGUCGUCAAAGAUAGUUUUAAUGAUUGUGAUCCCACUUCAGGGUUUGGCUACUCUACUUUCUAAAGUGACAGGGGUAACCCGCUGCAAAAGUGACCCUCCGUUUUCAGAAUUUGGGUUACUGGUGGUAGAGGCUGUGUUAUACGUUGUUGUAAUCAUCUCCAUAUGUUCAUCUCUUUGCCUGACUGAAAAGGCUAAUAGGAAUCAUUUGGAGAAGUUUGCUCUAUGUUCGUGUUUUUCUGUUGUGGUUGGUGUAUGCUUGUUCAUUAAUCUUAUAUUGGGAGUGGUGAACAAUACAUGUUACAGUUACCAAUGGGAGUCUAAUGCGGUGCAGGAAAUAAUCACUCUUGUGUUCUAUAUUGUGAUGUUCUUCAUGUUCAGACCAACAGAUAAUCUUGAAUACUUUGUUCAACUUGAUAAGGCGUGCGCUGUGAAGGAAGUUGAUAAGACGUGCGAUGCGAAGGAACUGGGCGUUUGA